Messenger RNA from Camelus dromedarius (Arabian camel), 510 nucleotides. Its product is annotated as oocyte-expressed protein homolog. Lineage: Eukaryota; Metazoa; Chordata; Mammalia; Artiodactyla; Camelidae. The transcript is spliced from 3 exons. The coding region runs from base 1 to 510 and encodes 169 amino acids. Gene Ontology annotation, cellular component: protein-containing complex. The record is from RefSeq and is a predicted model, not a curated record. Gene Ontology annotation, molecular function: RNA binding. Gene Ontology annotation, biological process: embryonic pattern specification; establishment or maintenance of apical/basal cell polarity.
AUGGGCGACCCCGGAGGGGCUGCGCAGGCCCAGGAGGGAGAACGGACGGCGCCCGCCCAGGGCGACGGGCUGUUGAUGUUGCCGCCACGGGUUCUCGUCCGACCGUGGUGGUUCCCCGCCGAGGACCUGGAAGACCCGCUGGUGUUUUACUUGGAGGCAUGGCUGGCCGAUCAGAUCUUCGGCCCAGAGCUAGAAAUCCUUCCAGAGAUACAGUGGAUGAGCCAGGCCCUGCUUUCAGUGAACACAGUGAAAUCCGGGACCUUCGUUGAAAUCAGCGUCUUUGGAAGGCCCCGUGUACAACUUCACGUGAAGAGCGUGAUCCUGAGCCUGGCGUUGAGGCACAAGGAACAUCGUGCUGCAGCUGAGAAGGUGGAACAUUUUAAGGAGUUCUUGAAGGCACGUGCAGCAGAUCCCCAGCCCUCUUGGCGCCCUGCUGCAGAAGUAUUGUCAGGAGCUUAUGAGAACAGCCCUGCUUCUACCACUGUAGUUGAAAAGGGCAAGUCUCCUUAA